GAUAUGUGGUGUUGUAUAGGAGGGAGAAGAUGAGUUAAAGAAGCUGGGUGUGAAUUUGGAUCCAUGGCGGUGUUGAUAACAGGAGUUAGCAAAGGGUUAGGAAGAGCCUUAGCCUUGGAAUUAGCAAAUCGUGGCCAUACAAUUAUCGGUUGCUCAAGGGAUCAGAUCAAACUUGAUUCUCUUCAACAACAACUUUCCAACACUUCUCCAAAUCGACAUUUCUUCUUCAAACUCGAUGUGACAUCAGACACCCAUGUUCAAGAAUUCGCACAAUUUGUCGCCAAAAACAAUCUUGUUCCUCGUAUUCUUGUGAAUAAUGCAGGUUUGGCACAUAGAAGUGCAAAGAUAUGGGAACUUGAAGCAGAAGAAUUUGAUAAUGUGAUUGAUACAAACGUGAAAGGAAUUGCUAAUAUUUUGAGACAUUUCGUUCCCCUUAUGAUUCAAAACAACAAUGGAAUUAUUGUCAAUAUGUCUUCUGGUGCUGGAAGAUCUGCUCAUGAAGAUUUUGCACCAUAUUGUUCUUCCAAAUGGGCAGUUGAGGGACUAACUAAAUGUGUUGCUAAAGGGCUACCAGAUGGUAUGGCAAUUGUUGCCUUAAAUCCUGGCUCUAUACACACCGACAUGCUUGUUUUAUGCUGUGGUGAUUCAGCUGCCCAAUUUCAAUCUCCUCACAAAUGGUAUAUCCACGACUCAUAUCUUAUAUUCUUUUUAAUACAAUAUCCUUUUUUUCUUUUCGUAUUAACCUCAUUUUUAAAUAUAACAAAAUAUUUACUAAAUAUAACAAAGUUUCAUACUACUAGAUAUUUACUGUCAACGUCUUUUAAGUCCCAUUUUAAUGUGAAUGUUCAAAUUAAACAAGAUGCAUGGCCUAAGUGUAACUUUCAAAUCCAAAACCAACCUAAAAAGUUUUCAAAAAAGCGUCUAAGGGACACUUUAACUCUCAAAACAAUACUUACAUGCCCCGAGUGUGACUAAAGACAUGAAAUUUGGGAAAACAUUCAUAUUUUAAUCAAUAUAACAAAUAGAAAGAAUUGAAAACGAUAUGACCAUCGGGUAAAAGACAUACAAACAACAAAGAACCAAUAUAUAAUAAAGAUACUUGUUAACUUGAUAGGCCUUACCAAGUAAACAAUAGGCUUGGGCGGUGAGCAAUUGAAAAGUAUUGAGAAUCUCGACAUUAGCAGGUUUCCCAUCACCUAAACGAAUAUCUUUACCUUCCUCAAGCGAUGCCUUGACCUGAAAAAGAACAAAAUUACAAAUAGAAAGCAAAGCAAGUUCAAUUCGGCAGAAGAAACUGGGGGAACUACACAAACAAAAAUAAUUCAAUGGCAAUAAAUACCAAGGAAGAAAUCCUAAAUGCAGAAUAAUAUAAUAGACCUCUUCUAAUCUUCCUUUACGUUAGAAUAGGAUUAUGAAAAUCUUAUGGAGAAUUUUCCACAAUCUCAAACAAGAAGUUCAACCAACUUAUGGUAGCCACAUCCCAACAUAUAGAUCAGCUCAAAGCAAAGAAAUGUUACCCUUGAGGCCAUCUUCAAUCAACUUCGGAUGCAAACUUUCAUGAUCUCUGAUGCUCAAAGUACAAAGAAACAAACAAUGAAAAAAGCUUUAUAUUUCAUUAUACAUAUAAAAAUGAUAUCACUUAACAGUUACUCAUCAUUGGUGUUUCGAGUAAUUUAAUAAUUUGAACAAAAAAAAAAAAAACCAGAAACAUUUUGACAUAUAACAACAUUGAUGAAAUAUAUUAUAUCACCCUCAAGGUUAGGUUCUAAAAUUUAAAAGCUUUACUUAAAAGACAAGUUCAACAACAUAGUAAAACUUUCUUAGCUAUAACACAAUGGAAAAACUUAUCAAAACAUAUUGUAAUUAAUAAAACUCUGUUUUAAAUAAACUGGCUGUCCAACUCUUACUCCAUGUAAACACAUAGUACAUAGGCCCAUCAAGGACAACAACAACUUGAACCCGCUUCGGCAAACUAAACGACUGGCAGCAAUAAGCUUAGCUCUAGGAUCACGAUCAUUAACUAGGAAAUGAAAAUAUUAUGAAAACGAUAGUUGAAAGGCUAAGUGAGUGACCAACUGUAACAUUAUACUUAACUUAAACUUUAUUUCUCAGUUUUUAUAAAACAUUCUUAAAAUCAACUAUUAUACUACUUUACUCUGCAACUCAUCUAACCCAUUGUGGUAGACAUAAAUCGAUACAGACAAUGGUGGUCUAAAUGAAUUUGCUAUUUUACAACUUAUUAGUUUAACUCGCGAGUUCGGUAAGCCCACUUCUCAUAAUCAUUCUCGUGAUUUUGCUAGUGUAGUCCUCAUUCUCUUUCAUGUGAUUUGGGCAAACCAUAUCUCACUGUUAAUUUUGUAAUUUGGGGAAGCCAGACCUCACUAUUUGCACUCAUACACAUCUUUAAUAGAUUUAAGCAUAAAGCAUUUGUAAAGAUGAUCACUUCUAACAUUUUCUUUCAAGUAAAACAGUUAUAUUGAUAGAAAAAUACUUUUAAACUUAAAUUACUUCAAAAUCAUGCUUAUUGAUCUUAAACUUUGCUAAGUUAUUUACUUAGACUUAUACUUGUUCUACUAUAAGCUUUGCUUAACUUUUUGCUUAGAUUUUAACUUGGAAACUUUAAGAAAUCUCUUACCUUUAAACAAAUGACAUGCUUUACUAUUCUUUACUUAAAACAUACAGAUAACAUAUCUUGCUUAGUCUUUCAUUUAGACUCUCUUCUUAGCUUAUACUUGCACACAAUAAGUUAGUCUUCCUUAGCCAUCUUGCCUAUUACUUAAUUUAAAUACUUCCUCUUAAACUCUUAUACUUGAAAUUAUGUUUAUUUAUAAAACAGGUCGAGUUUCGUACUUGAUCAAACAUCUUUCUUAAACUUAUACUCUUAUACUAAAACAUACAUUGCUUAAAACAUGCUUUGCUUAUUGCAUAAACUUAUACUUACAACAUACUUUUGCAAAAUCAUAACUCGUGUUUAAAUACUUGAAAACUUAGUUUUAAAUUCAUGAUUUUCUCUUGCUUUUAAACUCAAGCUUGAUUAAAUCUUAUACAUUGCAAAUAACUUAGUAAAACCAUAUUCAGAAACCAUAUUCAGAAACCAUAUUCAGAAACCAUAUUCAGAAACCAUAUUCAGAUAACUCAGAGCAUGCUCAAAUCACUUAACUAGAAUUUCAUGUUUUAAAACAUAAUUCAAACUCGUUUUGUCACUAACAGUUUUAAGUCAUAUCCCUCCAGACUUGAGGACUUGCUCUUACUCUUCUUGACUUGUAAUUAUAGAAAUAAAUUCCUAAUUAAUCAACUUGAUCCUUAAAAAUUUUAAGUUUUGCUCAAAAUUUCAAAAAACCCAAAAAAAUUGCCUAUCAAUAGCACAAUGGCACACCUGGUGCGUGGCUGAGCAGAGACAAGUUGAACGCUGCUGCACAAUCCCCAUCAAGGUGCUAAGUCGCAUGCUAACCUCAUGUGACACUUGUUGUGCACCCACCAUGGGCGCUCCAAGUUUGGUCACAAGCCACUUCACGUGCACAUGCCUUGUCUCACGAUAGCAUCCCUAGUCAUAUAGUUGCACGCUAGACUUGUCCAAUGCCACACAAUGCCUCAUUACUUACCCUUUGCACACCUCUGCUCAUGCAUAACCUCCAAAUGCUCGACUAACACUAAACGUUGUUGCCCAGAUGCCUAGAUUUCUGUUAGUUCCAGAUUCCACUUUCAACCUUCAAAAAUCAUAACUAAGAAUUUAUUUAUCAAAUCAAAAACUUCCUUCAAAAAAGUUUCUUAGAAUCUUCCUAACUUUCUUACCUCAUAAUAUUAGCUUAAAAUACCAAGUAUUGGAUCCUUUAGCCUCAGAUCUUUCAAAGGUUGUUUUGAAAUAUCUAGAAAACUAACAUUUCUUACUUUUCUUCAAUUGAUGAGUUCUUUUUUAGAAACCUUCUUCUUUUGUAACCCUUACAAGAAAACUACACCCAAUUUAUAUUAUUUUGAGAUUUAAAUCAUAGAAAACGUACGAGCAAAAAGGAAGAACUAAUAAUAUGAAGUUCACUAAUAAGCAAUCGUGCAUGUCAAACUUGUGCCACCUCUUGCUUACCGAAAUUUAAAUUAAUUCAUGCAAGGCCAGUUGUAAACUACUCAACCAACACUGUCCCAAUGCCUCACAGCUCAGCAACAAGCCCUUAUACGAAUAGUUCUUGCUUUGACUCACAUAGCCUCUUUGAUCUAGUCACAAAGCCAAAAACUUAUGCCUUACUUGGCCAUCUAACACAUACACUAAGUAAGUUUCAUCCUUCUAAAAACAACCAGACAGAAAGCCUAGGGUUUACAUGAUUUAUGCUUGUGUUGGCAUCAUUUUACUUUUACUUUUCAUUUAAGAUAGGUAUUUGAUGGUGUAAUUUGAAAAUGUGUUUAUCGUUAAAUUUGUUUUCUUUCUUUGUCAUCCCAACUAUGGUUUUCAUGCCAUUUGAUGGAAAAUUUUGACCAAGCAAGCAUACUUGAUCUCUACAAGGCAACAACUUUAAAUUUAUAUUUUAGGAAAAAUGAGCUUCCUUGCAAACAAAGAGAAAUCUAGAAAUCAAUGUGGUGUAAGCUACGACCACUUCAAUGCUUACGUAAGUAGUAUUUAAUAAUGGCUAGAGAUCUUACUUGUCGUUCAUGUGUUCUUAUCGAUCUUAUUUAUAGGUUUUGACCCUCCUUUUAUUCUUUAUCCAGUUAGGGUUUGCAAUUAGUCUGCCUAUUUAAGGAUGGUCGACCAGUCCAACAUUAUUUUCUAGCGCUUUUAGAGCUUCAUCCAUUUAUUGGCUAAGCUUGUGUUGGGCUUAUCAACUGUGGCCCACUUUGACCAGACUCAUCUUCCUUCUAGUCUUGUUCUUCCCCUCUUCGUUUGUUAUUUGUUGAUGAUUUUGCCCCUUGACCGAAUCCACCCACAACAAAUGACAUCCUAUCUUCAACCUUCUCUUUUCUUUGUAUUUCUCUUCAUUUAGACUUCAUUGGGUGCUUAGACUUUUGGUGCUCUCACCUUUUCAUUGUCAAACGAGCUUAGGAUAGAGCUCCAAGUUAGGGCACUUGUGCUCUUUAGGGCUAUUUAUGCAAUGUUUCUCAAUUUGUUUGGUUAAUGCAUACAUCAUUUGAAAUCAUUUUAAUCUCAAAUAACAAUCCACCUCCUUAAUGCUCAAGGCUAACAAAACCAUCAAACAAAUAUAUAAAAUCGUGGAACGAGCACGAAUUGGGCCAAAAGAAAUAGCUCUCUGAAAGAGCUAUUAACGUGUUGUUGGUUUCUUUUGGUCUCGUCCUCCCAGGGAUAUGUAACAAAAGUUAUUGUUAAUUCUUUGAAUUAUUCAAUGGACUUUCUUUUUAGUUGUCUGAACCACUCCUUGGUUGGUCUUGUUAAGGUAAGGAGAAUACCCCACACUUGACCGUAUCUCGUAUUCCAUGAAGUUCCAUCAAAGAUUUGUAUGAAUCUAUGUGUUCUAAUAGGUCUUUUUACCUGUCAAUGGAUUUAAUUGAUGGGACCUUGAUUUUUUUUUUUUUUUUGGGCCUCUUUCUUCAUGAUUUCAUUGGUGGAUGGAGGAUCCACUUGCACGCUUUGUAGUGUAAUCCCCUUGUAGGCUUUUGAUUUCUAUUUGAAUCUUUUGUAACUCCAUUUUUAAAGAAACUUCUUGAGCCUCAAUCACAACCUCACUUCGAGUUUCAAUCAUUUUUAUUGCGAUGUUGUGUUUUUCCUUUGAUUUAAUUUUUUAAGUUUUUUAUAAAAUACAUUUUUUGUGAAACAUUUUUCUAAUUCAAUGUCAUAUGUGAGGGUUGGACUUGACCUCGACUACUUUCACUGUCAUACCCUCUUCCAAACCACCUACUUUUUUCCCAAGAAGGGGCAUGAAGCCAACAGAUACAGUUCUUCUACUAAAGAUAAAUGCUAACCCCUACUAGAACUAAAAUUAAACAUGAAAUAUAUCACAAAGUGGAAAUAUGAACACAUAGUGAAACCCAACUUACAAUAACUAACACAAGUUUGAAAUAUACAUAAGCACAUCAACCACAAACCAAAGUCGAUACAUCCCAAAGACAACCAUGUACAACCCACAUCUAAUACUACAAAAACAAUCUCCUGUAAAGACUAAAGAAAUACAACUAUACAACACAUACUAGUUAUGAAACUCAAGGAAACACUAGCAGAUAUGCCGAUGAAGUCAAAUGUCGGGUCCACGAUCUCUACCUGAAAAGUAAGAAAACAUUUUUGGAAAGCAUGGACUAAAGCUCAACGAGUGAUUGGUUUUAAAACUAAAUAUGCUUAAUAAAUCAUUGAGUAGUAAACAACUUAUACAUAUACUCUUAAACAACUUUCACCAAGCCAGGAUUUCAACAUUCUCAAGGAAGAAAUGCGAGCGAAGUUCUUUCAUUAAGGUGUCUCAAGUGUCUAUUAUACAACGCCCUUCUUGGAUUUCAACAUAGCGGGAUCUCCAUCAUAACUUGGCAUCCUCAGACAGAUCCAUAGUCGCUAAGGUCAUUUUGGCUUCUUUAGUUACUAUGCUUGUGGCCUUGAAGUAUUGAUCAAGGUUAAAGAUGAAGUUCUAUAAGCCCUUUGUAUCCCUUGCCCCACAUAAGGGCUUCGGUUCAGGAAUCUUUAUUCUGCUCACCGGGAUUGCUACUCCAAUUGUAGCACGAUUUGCCAUGGCUCGCACUGUGAGUUUCACCUUUGUGCUCACAUCUGCGAUUUCAUUCCUAACGACAUUGAGGGCAGCUCGAAAAUCCUUCGACAUGUUGUUUAUCAUUUUUAAAAGCGUCUUUUGAAAGCUAUCUAGCUCAAUAACGCAUUCCUCUAUACGGCCAACUGAGUCCCUCGAACUAUCCCCACACUCGUAGUUACCGGUUCUUCCAAAUUUUUCCUUUAGAGUGUCGAUUCUUGUCAACAACUCUUGUAUGGGUAAUUAGUCGAGACGGUCGGUCAUUGCAUCAAUUGUAUCAUCUUUCUCAAAAAUUUCUUCGAGACGGGACUCUAAGAAGUAGUUGGAGUCGAAAACUUAGACUAGGUAGAGCAUCUACUCUUCAAGCUCUACUAGUCAGUCUAUAUGGACCUUGUCAAACUGAUUCGUCGCAAACAUGUUUGUGUCUUAACUAUCAAUAAGCCAACUUAGGCUCUCAUAUCACUUGUCACAAUCGUAACCUUUCAAACACAUGACAGACGAUUGUGCGGCACUUGAGAAAAUUGAGCCUCCUUUCACAUUCUUGUGAAAAUCGCGAUUGUGCAGCACUUGAGAAAAUAGCAGAAAAAGUCGCGAUAUGAUGUAGCCUACCUUCACGUUCUUGAGAAAAUUGUUCUAUAAGACAUGAGAGAGAAAGAAAAUCAUUGAAAACAUCAUUAAAGCAAGCAUUGAAGACUGUCAAUUGCAAAGAAAGCUUUGGUUGCAAAGAGUGAGACAAGGCUUGGUCGAGGAUUCAACUACUGGGUGUCCCCUAUAGUACAUUUUGAACAUUUUUAGUUUUGACAGGCUUGCCUAUGAAUAUGUUGAAACGUCACACCCUAGGUCGACAACAUAAAAAGAAAAGUAAUAGACUAAAUUAUGUACAAGAGAUAAUGAGAAGGUGAUUUUGGGGUAUCUGAGUAUGCGGCCAAGCAAACAACAUUUUGGACAAACAUGCUUGUAACACUGGCCAUGGCGAUAGGUAGCACAUGCACUUGCACAGGCCCUCAGGACACCUGGCUGCAUGCUUGCCUUGCACUCAGCAUGUUGCACGCCUUGAUCACACAAUGUUGUGUCACACCUCUCCAUGGAUGCAUCCACACACCCAAUGUCACCUAGCUACGUGUUGGUCAUGUUGUUUGCCCACAACAAAGCUAGAAAACCUCUUACCUUUUAGACACGCGCACACCUACCACCUCAUGACCUGAUGUUCCAACCACCUUAAAACUUGCCUAGAAUCUGCGAAAUUUCCAGAAAAUCUCUUUCAACUUCAAGCACUAAUUAUUUUUAAUCUAGCCAUCAAAAUGAAAAAUAAGUUACUUCUUCAAAUUUGUUUAGAAAUUUUUUUAACUAUCUUACUUAAAUAAUUCAGCUCAAAUUCAAAGGGAUGCAAUCUGCGCCUUCAAACACUUUACACUACUCAAAACCCUUCGAUUUCUAGCCUUCCCUUCUUCCUUGAACUCAAACACUACAUUCCUCGCGUUUCUUUUCUUUGGCAACCUCAUCUUGACGAAUAGACUCUUUUAGCAAGCUUUUGCAAUUAGUUUGAGAGCAAAUACACGAGUGAAUUCUAAGCACUCUUCAAAUGAACUUAUCUUAAAAUAUUGCACUCUACAUGGCAAUUUUGUCACCUCCUUAUCACAAAACCAAGCUUUGCAUGCUAUGGGCACUUGUCAUCCACUCAACUAAUUGCCUUGAACACCUAAGAACCUUCUUAAAACACCUAGCAUCAAAGCUUCUUGCCUAAAACUUUCCAACCAAACCAAGUCGCCUUGCUAACCUCGCAAGCCUUGCCCAUAAAGAACACCAUGUGUCCAUCUCCUCGACUUGCCUCCAUGCUUAGCUUGCUUGCCCUCAAUCCCUAGUCUCCUUGCUUAGGUGUGCUUUGGCUGCCUAAAACAUGCCUUGUGAGGUUCUCACGCCACAAGCAUCACACCUUCCCUUGGCACUUAGCCAAAAAUCCUCAAGUUUUCUAUUUUCUCAUUCACUUGGCCGCCAACCUCUCAUCUUUUUAACACUUAAGACUUUCCUUCAACCCUUCCUUUAACAAGGUAACCUAAGCAACACAAACAACAUUAAACAUUAAACAUUAUGCUUUCUUAAACACUUAGAAAUUCUUAAUAAAAAUGAGGUUAGGGUUUACCCUCAAUCUUCACAAAGCUCUUAUGUAUCUAGGAUCUCACAUUCUUAGCUCUUGCUUAUGUUUUUCUUUAAAAUGCUAACCUUAUUCUCUCUCUCUUAUUUUCAUUUUUAGGAUCAAUCUCUCCCUUUACCUUUUGUUUUUUUGAGCAUUUUGAGAUUUUCUUUAUAUCCAGAUCUUCACCCAUUGAACUUUACCUUUAUUUUUUUCUUUUGAAGGAUUGACCUUGACCUCUAUUUUUCCUUCCUUCCCCUUUCUUAGGGAUUAGUCAUUCUUCUUUCUUUGAAGCAAUUAAGAAUCUCUUUUAAUUCGAGUUUGCCCUUCUUAAAAAUCCUAAGGCUAGCCUUAGCCUCGGAUUUUCCAAACAAACACGUUUUGGCACAACUUUGUUCCAUUCGCUAUCUUUCUUAUUUGUUGCUUUAGCAAGUGACUUCAAAAUCUUCAAUUUCUCUAGUUUGGAGUCAUAGAGAUCUAAUUUCUUUCAAGGUCUUACUUGUCUGCUAUUUCAGCAAGCCUUCCUUCUAGAAUUGUUGAUGAUGACAUUUUUAUUCUGAUUCGUCUCCAUCCAAAUUCAAGUUUAUGAACCUUUGACUAAUUCUAAAAAAGAACUUCUAAGUUUGCUUUUGAAUAUCCUUUUGACUUGUGUUGUUUUGAGGCUCGGCUUGCAUGCGAGACGCUCAUUAUUUAUCUAAUAUUCAUAUAAGCAUUAAAUCCUCGUUGAGUACAAAUUUUUCUAUCGCUUAUCCAAGUGUAAGCGAAACGAUAGGUUUUCUAGGUAAGUCAGGGUCGAACACAGGAAAUUGAUAUCAAAUCUUAGUUACAAUAUAAGGUAACGGUGUAUUUAAGCUAACCUAAUAUUUACACUAGAGAUUCUGUAAAAUAUGGUAAAAGGGGCGAUAAGGUGGAGAAUGAACUAACUUGUAAUGGGAAAAAGUGAAGGAAUGUCAUCGUGUUAAUAGGUAAUUAAGGCAUGUGGAGGCCCUAAAUGCAAUAGAAAUUAGUUAACUGUCUUUUAAUUAAGUCGAACACCUUUCAGUGCUUUGAAUACCACACUUGCUCACCUUUUAGGAUGCAAAUGAUAAAGCUUUGUUAAGCAAUCGCUAUCUAGAAAUGGUUGCUUAUAAGACUCAUAUUGUCUCUCUUUUAAAGGUGGCAACCUCUCAAUGCCAUAUCACCCACACUUCUCUUUUCGGGACACAAAUGAUGAAGGUUUAGUUGCCAAGGAGGAGUUUGUCUCCAAACGGGAGCUCUUGCUCAUAUUAGCUACGUCCUUGCUACUUGCUUUUUCGAGUAGUUGACGGUAAAUGUUGGCCAAGCGAUAAGUGAAGCUCAACUAACACGGUAACCGUUAUAAAUUAGACUCCUUAUGAAGAACUUAUCACAAGCCUAAGCUACUUAUAAUACUUUGAAAAAUAAACAGAAAUAGACUACUAAGAUUGAAGAUAAAUAAAUAUGUAAUGUAUUAAAGAAUGUACAUCUUCGGCCAUACAAUAUGAACAUAAUACAUUACGAUAAAGUACAAAAGUGGAAAGUGAAGAAAAAUGGAGAACACUACAGGUUAGGGGAAAAGAAAUGGUGGACUUCUCCUCUAAUCUCUCUCGAAGCUCUCUUUUACAAGAUUAACCAAAGAAGAAGGUAGAGGCUUUUACAAAAGGUGGAAAAGCUAAUCUUUUCCACCGACUCCAAUGGAGCUCUCUAGAUUUUGGUCCAUCUAGGCUAACGGUAGGUUAAUCCAUUGAGAAUUAAAGCUCCCACACCUCUCAUUUUCUUGAUGUAGGAGGAGGGUUUAUAUAGGCUACUUGUGGCAUGAAACGUCUAUUCUUUCUAUAUAUGUCAACGUUGUAGUAGUUUUCUCAUCAUUCUUCUAAUUUAGUCGACGCCGGUUGUCAGCGCCUCCUCAACCUUGUCAAGUCACAUCGACUCCAACUGCCAUUCUGCCUGUUGGUGAAUCUUUCUCACAUGCUGAUGUGGUUUCUCACCUAAAGAUAUUUAGUUACCAUGUAAGCUUCUUAUCGAGUCGAUUCACUAUCUUUAUCUUUUCUUCCUAAUCCUGCGAUAAGAUACUGUAAAAUAAGGUAAAAACAGGCAUGAAGACUUAUGUAACUUGUAUUCUCUUAUCUCUAAGAAUUUUUUAUAGAAGCCAUGCGUUUUGACA
Messenger RNA from Cucumis melo (muskmelon), 10957 nucleotides. RefSeq names its product NADPH-dependent pterin aldehyde reductase-like. The transcript is spliced from 4 exons. The record is from RefSeq and is a predicted model, not a curated record. Bases 64 to 975 code for a protein of 303 amino acids. Gene Ontology annotation, biological process: folic acid-containing compound metabolic process. Gene Ontology annotation, molecular function: oxidoreductase activity, acting on the CH-OH group of donors, NAD or NADP as acceptor. Gene Ontology annotation, cellular component: cytosol. Lineage: Eukaryota; Viridiplantae; Streptophyta; Magnoliopsida; Cucurbitales; Cucurbitaceae.